This is a messenger RNA of Raphanus sativus (radish), 737 nucleotides long. RefSeq names its product protein S40-1. NCBI's taxonomy places the organism in Eukaryota, Viridiplantae, Streptophyta, Magnoliopsida, Brassicales, Brassicaceae. The transcript has a single exon. Bases 178 to 582 code for a protein of 134 amino acids. The record is from RefSeq and is a predicted model, not a curated record.
UUAAACACACAUAAAACCCCAACACCACUUCUCAAGACUCUCUCUACGUUUCCUUCAUCAUCUUCUCUAUUCCCCUUUAUAAAAAAAACCCUCCAAUUUUCUACAAAGAUUAGUGAAAUCUCUAAUCGUCUAAUAACCAAAACAAAAACCUUCCAAUUAUAAUUCUCUUUGUUAUUAAUGGCUGAGGAAUUCGAUGAAUCUGAGGUUGUCUUCUCCCAAGAUUUCAGCUUCAAGAGAGACGACGAGAAUGAAAACGACAUGUUGUUCGGUGUCAACAAGGAGAUGAAGAAGAAGAAGACAAACAGGAUCAUUAAGAGGACGGAGGAGUUAUCAAGAUCGCUUCCGGUGGAUGUUCCGGAGAACAUGUUCAGGAGGAGGUACGUCGGGAAAGAAGAGGAGGAGGAUGAAUACUCCGGCGGUGGAGGAGAGAUCGUGCCGCCGCAUGUUAUCGUCGGACGGAGGAUCCAAGGAGGAGAAAUGGCGUUUUCGGUUUGCACGGGUAGCGGAAGGACUCUUAAGGGGAGAGAUCUGAGCCGGGUUCGUAAUUCGGUUCUCAAGUUAACCGGUUUUUUGGAGGCUUGAUGAAUUGAACAUGUUACUUACUUACUACCCGAUUUUUGCCAUUUGAUUUUCUUCCAAUUAUUAUUACAAUUUGCGGAUUUUCCAGUGUUGUUUUUAUCUAAAGUAAACCUGGGAAAAAUGUAAAACAAUUUUAAAAAAUAGUUAUCCAUUACCAU